GCUUGUGUUUUUCAUGAAUCGAGCAUGCUCAUAGAGCUCGAAUUAGCGAUAUCAAGACACUAUAAGCCGAUCCGUUAUAAAUGAUCAGUUCACAUUUAGUUUUGAAACUGUUGAGAUGCAUGGAAAGACACCACUAACAACCCUGAAAUAAUACAAAAACCUGACAUAAAUUUGUUGUUUUUUUCUACAUUGGUUGCACGCAAAGCGAAGAAAAGAUACAAACAUGAAUAUUAAAGUGUCUGUAGUUUUAUUACAUUUUUUAACCAUAACGGUACCAAUUAGCCAAUAUGCGGCGAAGUCGUUUAGUGUUUUAGCUAGUGAUAUUGAGGUGAAUGAAACACAAUCGAAAAUUCGCAAAAUAUCGACAAUUAUGACAACGGCAACGAUCGUGUCUGAAACAAAUGUGUGUAAUGAUCGGUUUUGCUACAGUCCAACGAAUGAGACCACGGCAACAACAGCAACAACGACAAAUAAAUCAAAAGAGUUUGCACCGUCGUAUAAAGAAUACGACCGUCUUAAAUCAACAUCCAUUUUGUAUGGUGUUGUUAAAACAGCGGCACAACGAUCACAAGCGAACGACAUAUGCUACCGAGAAUUGAAUCAAAUCUAUGAUGGUAUUCAUCGGAAAGAGAUAUGGGCGAUAAAAGCUUUGGAUUCGUCGGCAAUGCCACUUCCCGGAUUCGUGCUUGGUAACAACUUUUGGAUGGGAUCAGUGCAAGGUUGUGGAGCUGUACAAAAACCACCACCAUUGACCCUAUCAAAUCGCUUUGAACGAUUUAUGCAUACUGAUUUGUGGUCGGCCACUGCUCCAUUCGACAUCGGCUAUCGAAUGGUUUACGCAGAGCAUCGCUCGCCCUGGCAGAUGCAAGUUGAAUUCACACUCGAGAAAAAUAAAGUACUUCAUGUUGGACUUUGUCUGCCGCAAUCAUGUUCCAACGAUCAAAUUGCCAAUUUAACGCAAGAAUUCUUUGAUUCAUCAACAUUGGACGCACAAAUUAUGCACGACUAUCAGCCAAAUGUGUUGGAAGUCACGGAUCUUAAAGCCAAAACCAAUUUGAUGGAUAGAUGGAGCUUCAGAAUAGUUGUGUGCUGUGUGAUUUUCACAUUGCUUAUGAUGGUCAUUGCAUACAUAAGAGACGGUAGUGAAAAUGAUGAAGUAGUGAAAAUUGAACACCCCAUUGCAACGAGAACGGAAAUCAAUGGAAUUGUGUCAUCACCACCAGAUGUUGUGAUGCACUGUCCAAAAACCAGUGUACCAAAGAAAAUGUUCCUCGAUGAAAUUGUUGAAUGUUUUUCGCUGCGAAAAAAUAUGCAAAUUCUUACCAGUGUUGAUAAGCCGGCCAAUGCAGUGCCCAUCGUUGAUGGUCUAAAAUCGAUUGGAUGUUUUUUGAUUCUGAUGUUCCAUGUGUAUUGGUUCAAUCAUUUCACAGUGCACAAUGUGACAAUGACAUUUUCGUAUGGUGAACAGACCUUGUGGCAAUGGGUUAGCGCAACACCAAUUAUUGUUGACGUUUUCUUCACAAUUAGUGGCCUUUUGCUUACAUACAAUUUUCUGCGCAAUCAAUCAAAACAGGAUGAAAUUAGAAACAAUUCACUAAUGCAAAAUGUGAAAUUGUUUGGCAAACAGUUAUUAAACCGUUAUAUCAGAUUGACGCCGAUGUAUUUGGUUGUUGUUGGUUGUAUGGAGUUCAUGACCUCACGAAUGGUAGAAACAUCUCCGUUCUGGAUCCAUGAGCGCAACGAUAUGAUGUGCAGCAAAUAUUGGUGGAGAAAUGUUCUGUAUAUCCAAAAUCUCUUUAGCCAAGAUGAAUUGUGUGUAAAUUGGUCAUGGUCGUUGGCCUGCGAAAUGCAAUUCUUCAUCUUGUCAACUGUGUUGUUAUUCAUCUAUGCAAAAUAUCCAAAUGCAGCAAAGGCAAUUUUCUGCUCAUUAUUCGGAAUAUUCUUUGGCUUGAUCUUUUCGAUUGCCAUUUUCACAAAAUUCACGCCCGCCUAUGAUGUCAUGCAUUCCUUGGGCACCGAUAUGUACAUUGCACCAUGGACACGAGUCCUUCCGUAUCUGAUUGGAGUUGCAGCUGGCUAUGUCAUGUACACACUAAAGGGUGAAAUGCCUUUGGGUGAGAAAACCAUAAAAAUGGUAUGGACUGUGACGAUAACCAUCGCUAUUCUGGCCCAUGUUUCAACCCUAAAUCGCAAUGUAUCCUAUGUUACGGCCGCACUUUUGAUUACAUUCAUUCGAGUAUUGUAUCCGGUGUCGGUGUCAUGGAUGAUAUUAGCUAGCCACACCGGAUAUGGUGGUCUUUUUGCCAAAAUUCUAAACUUUCCAGUUUUCGUGCAUAUCAAUAAAUUAUCGUAUGGAAUUUAUUUGCUUAAUCCAGCCGUCAUCAGUGUAUUAUAUGGAUGGCAAGAUCACAGCACACACGUCGAUCCAGUUUCAAUGACGGUAAUGACAACUGGAAUCAAAGUUAUCGUCUACCUGUCGGCGAUUGUAUUUUCACUCAUGUUCGAAAUUCCAUUCACAAACCUGUCGGCAAAAAUCUUGAGACAAACAUCAGCAAAACAAAAAAUGUUGACAUCAUCACCAAAAACGACCGAAUUGACGAUCGAAGCGAAAAAAAUGCUUUGAUCAACUUGAUUAUUAAUGAAAUUGAUAAUUAUUCUGUUUUUUUUUUCGUUGUUGUUAAAAUAAUUUAAGCAACAAACAGCAACAUAUUUUCAUUGUUUCGAAAAUAUUUGAUGGGGAUCAUUUAGCUCAAACAUUUUGACUAAAUCAACGAUAUAUGGAAGAGAAGAAGAAGAAAAGAACUGUGGUAAAAUUGAGGAAAAACAACUUUUUGAUAAAGUGAUCUUCAGAUACAAUUGUAAAAAGUGCAAAAAAUUUGGAAGAUGUGUAAAAAGAAGAAAAACAAAUGAUCUGAUAUAGGGGGCACCAAAUGUUUCGAAAAUUCAUAACCGCAUUCCACAUUCUCAAGGGAUUUUAAAAUAUUGCGACUCAAUGUGUACAUGCCCAUUGCGCGCAUAAUGCGCCUAAAUCGCUUUACAAACCAUAUGUAUAUUUUUAUUUUCUUUAUUUUUUUUUUGGAACAAAACAACAAAACUUUAGUUCUGUAAUAAGAAAGCAUAAUUUAUUUUUCUAUAUAUGUGUAAGAAAAUUUUUAAUGGUAAGGAAAUGAAAUGAAAAAUCGAAAAUAAAUGACAGAGAUAUUAAAUUGAA
This is a messenger RNA of Sitodiplosis mosellana (orange wheat blossom midge), 3211 nucleotides long. RefSeq names its product O-acyltransferase like protein-like. NCBI's taxonomy places the organism in Eukaryota, Metazoa, Arthropoda, Insecta, Diptera, Cecidomyiidae. The transcript has 10 exons. The record is from RefSeq and is a predicted model, not a curated record. Bases 224 to 2623 code for a protein of 799 amino acids. Gene Ontology annotation, molecular function: acyltransferase activity, transferring groups other than amino-acyl groups.